Salvia splendens (bonfire salvia) is the source of this 1365-nucleotide messenger RNA. RefSeq names its product zinc finger MYM-type protein 1-like. The coding region runs from base 1 to 1365 and encodes 454 amino acids. The record is from RefSeq and is a predicted model, not a curated record. NCBI's taxonomy places the organism in Eukaryota, Viridiplantae, Streptophyta, Magnoliopsida, Lamiales, Lamiaceae. The transcript has 2 exons.
AUGGGUGUUGUGGUGCGAUAUGUGGACAAGAAUGGAUGUGUUAUAGAACGUUUUCUUGGUGUUGUUCAUGUUAGUGAUACAACUGCAACCUCACUUGAGAAAGCACUUGAUUAUUUGUUAUCUACUUAUGAUUUAAGUAUAUCUAGUUUGAGAGGUCAAGGAUAUGAUGGCGCAAGCAACAUGAGAGGAGAAUUCAAUGGGUUGAAGAGUUUGAUACUCAAGAGAAAUUCCAGUGCUUAUUAUGUACAUUGCUUUGCUCAUCAGCUUCAGCUCACGAUUGUUGCUGUUGCUAAAAAACAUAAAAUUGUCGGAUCUUUUUAUAAUUCUAUCUCUCGUUUGUGUAAUACUGUUGGAGGUUCUUGUAAGCGCAGAGAUAUACUUCGGGAGAAACAGAGAGAGAAUAUUAUUAAAGAGAUUGCAAGUGAUGAAAUAAGCACAGGAAGAAGACUAAAUCAAGAAAUGUCAUUGAAGCGACCUGGAGAUACUCGUUGGAGUUCACAUUACGGUACUCUUGUCAACUUGAUACAUUUAUAUUCUUCUAUUGUUGAUGUUCUUGAGUAUGUUGGGGAGAAUGGUCAUGACGAUUCAAUAAGGGCUGAAGCUGAUGAUGUGCUAGAAAUUAUAAAUAGUUUUGAGUUUGUCUUUGUGUUAAAUCUUAUGAAGCAAAUCUUGGGAAUCACACAUGAACUCUCCCAAGUGAUACAAAAGAAAGAUCAAGACAUUGUUAAUGCGAUGAAUCUUGUCAAGGUAGCAAAAUCACGUCUGCAAAUAAUGAGGGAAAAAGAUUGGGAUGUAUUGCUUGCUGAUGUUUCUAAGUUUUGUAGCAAAUAUGAACUGGAUGUGCUUGACAUGGAAGAUGAGUUUGUAGCUCGAAAAAAAGGAAGACGUAGAGCUGAGAAAAUGAAGAAUCUCCACUAUUAUCGAGUUGAGCUCUUUUGUUCUGUUAUUGACUUGCAAGCUCAAGAGUUGAAUCAACGUUUUGACGAAGUCAACACAGACUUAGUUUUAUGCAUGUCAUGUUUUGAUCCUAGGGACUUAUUUUCUGCAUUUGAUUUGGAGAAGCUGCUUCGUCUUGCACGAUAUUAUCCUUCUGAAUUUUCUGAAGUUGCUUUGUCCGAGCUUAAAAGUCAACUUGAGAACUUUAUUUUCGAUGUGCGCAUAGAUGAAAAGUUUUCACAAAUAUCAGGAAUCAGUGGUCUUGCUCAAAAGAUGGUUUCUACAAGGAAACAUGAAGUUUUUCCAAUGGUUUAUUCAUUAGUUAAGUUGUCAUUGAUCUUACCAGUUGCCACUGCAUCAGUAGAAAUAGCCUUUUCAGCAAUGAAGAUCAUCAAGACUUCUCUAUCGGUUUCAGAAGAUGAAGAAUAG